Molecule: messenger RNA, 1198 nt
Organism: Aspergillus calidoustus
Lineage: Eukaryota; Fungi; Ascomycota; Eurotiomycetes; Eurotiales; Aspergillaceae
Source: the annotation of a GenBank genome assembly
AUGAGCAGGAAUAUUCGGAAACUCAUAGACUUGAUUAACGAGCGAGUGAAAACGUCCGAAGGCACAACCAAACUAGACUUUAAUGAAUACUCCAAUUUCCUUGCAUUUGACGCCAUAGGUAAUUUUGCAUUCGGGGAAUCAUUCGGCUUCCUGGAUCGAGGACAAGAUUACCUCAACCUCAUCGACGCAGUCGAUGCCCGCGGCGAAGCGCUGAAUGCACUCGGCCACCUUCCACGGCUAAUCAGGGAAUUCAUCAAGAUAUUUCCGCUGGACCCGUUCUGGUCUCAGGGAAUGCGAGGAACACAGGCCCUCGCCGCGAUCGGGACAAAGGCCUACUUCAACCGACGUGACCAGGCGACUUCGCGCAAGGACCUGCUGAGCUUGCUUUUCAACGCGAAGGACCCGGACACGGGGAGUCCCCUCGAUGAAAAAGAAAUUAUCGCCGAGUCGAUUUCGUUUAUUGUCGGGGGCAGCGACACGACUAGCACGAGCAUGACCAAUGUCGUGGACAUUGUCUCUCGGGACGAGGCGGUACAGCGGCGGCUGCAGGCGGAGCUGGAUGCGGCGUUUCCGGGUGAGAUGUCACCCAGCUGGGUUCCGGAUUUCAAGACGAUUGAGUAUCUCCCCGUGCUUAAUGCCGUGGUCCGAGAGACGAUGCGGUUCCGCCCGACAAGCGCCACUGGGCUUGAGAGGGUCACGCCAAAGGGUGGCAAGAUGGUCGCAGGGAGGUUUCUACCAGAGGGUACGCAAGUCAGCGUGCCAACAUUCAGCGUUCACCAUAGUUCCCGUGCAUUCCAGGAUGCCGAUACCUUCAACUACGAGAGGUGGCUUGCGGAGGACUCUGGGAAACUACUGGACUCCUUUGUGCCAUUCUCCGUCGGUCCUCGUGCCUGCAUUGGCCGAAACUUUGCGUGGAUGGAGAUGUUCAAAACCCUGGCGGCGUUAUUCAAGCUCUUCCAUAUUGAACGAGUCCCAGUCGGUGACACACAACUCCGCGAGGGUUUUUUUGUGAAGACCAAGGAGUGCCAUAUUAGUCUGAGCCGCAGAUAAGGUUGGAUAUGUGCAAUCUUCAUGUUUGCAAAGGGGCACCGCUUGAGGUGCAGUUUGGAUCGGUUGCUGUUUAUCGUAGGAAAGCACACCCUAUAUAGAUGACGUGUUGUUAUAUUUUUAUUGCUGUAAUUAACAGUCUUUACACACG